Molecule: messenger RNA, 5143 nt
Organism: Saccostrea echinata
Lineage: Eukaryota; Metazoa; Mollusca; Bivalvia; Ostreida; Ostreidae
Product: calponin homology domain-containing protein DDB_G0272472-like
Exons: 22
Coding region: 286-4617 (1443 amino acids)
Biological process (GO): regulation of actin filament polymerization
Cellular component (GO): actin filament; plasma membrane; cortical actin cytoskeleton
Molecular function (GO): actin filament binding
Source: RefSeq, a predicted model, not a curated record
GAACUCGUCCAUAUUUGUUUCCCUGUCAGCGGUAAAUAAAUGGAAGCGACUUUUACACACUUCAGAGGUCUCAACGAUCAAUAAUCGAUUAACUUGACUUAAAGUUUCGCUCAAUCACAUCUCACGGAAAUAUGAUAACUUAAAGAGCGGUUUAUUUCAUCCCAGCUGAGAUUGUGUAAAUUAUUUUCCCCAAAGGAAUAUAAAAAAGAACAGUUUUAAGCGCUUAAACUGAAAAAGUGCUUUGAGGAAUGUUUUUACAGGUGCACUGAUUUGUAAGUGAUCAUUAUGCUUAGUCCGCUGACAAGGGGAUAUGGCUCCUGGGACGGGGCGCAUUAUGAUCCUUAUUCCGAUCAUGCUUCAGAGGAGAAGUUACCAUUCAUAAAUGAACCAGAGCACCACAGACAUGGAGUCACCAUUGGUCAUCUAUCAAGGUGUUCCACUUCUUUGUCAAUCAAAAGCAACAUUGCUCCCCCAGCCACACCCAUCAGCCGUUCAGAAAAACUUCAAAGGGAAACAACUCACAACCGGCUUUCAAGGGAAACAACUUCUGUUGAUCACAAGGUUGAUCUACCUAAAACAUACCUUACAAAAAAGGGGGCACUGAUGUUAUUUACUGCCCCUAAAGAUGACGAAGAAUUGGAGGAGGCCUAUGGGGAUCCUAGAAUUGCUAAAAUGCAUAGAGAGAAGAAAUUAUUAGAUUCCUCUUUGAAGAUAAAGUCAUUGGAUAGACUGGCCAUGUCUAUUUUGCAAUAUGGAGAUGAAGAGGAGUAUGAUAAAGAAAAUGCUAGUAUCUCAGAUGAGAAAAGCAAGAUGUUCAUGAAAAUAUUACGCAAAGCAGAAAACCAAAGAGAGCUCGAUUGUCGAUCACAACCAGGCAGUGACCUCAACUCGUAUCUCAGGGAUCUCAAAUUCAGAGCUAGCUACAGAGCAAGUAUGAGUGGGGACACUAAUAUACCUCGGAGCAGAGAGGCAAUGGAAUUGCGUGCAAUACUUCAGGGACUACAAGACAACCGCUGGCCCAUUGUAUAUAACUCAGAAUCUGGGAGUUUUGAAAAUCGCAGUAGUUUUGGAGAUCAGUUCACCAGAUCUUCCUCUCAGCAAUCUAACAGAACUCAAACAUCACAAGGAUCUGGAAGUACAACACCUCGUUCCAUUUUGUCAGCAAGUAAGCUGAGAGCAUCUCUCAAGUCAUACAAUACCUAUAUGGGUCGCCCUGCCACAGAUGAUACAGUCAAAGAAAUUAGAGCCUCUCUACCAACAGUCACCAUCCGGCAUUCAUCAGCACCUUCUAGUGGAUCAAGGUCUUCUGAUAUAUUUUCUCCUGUGAGAGGAAAGCGUCGUAUCAAAUCUUCCAUAACUGGAGGAAGUAUUGUGGAAGAGGAUGAGGGAGGUCUUCCUCUCUAUUAUGAUCCUUUAUCAGGUAUGGAAGGAUCCUCAAUCGCCUACACAGAUUCCACCGACCUUGGACCGCACAUGUACACAUUUGAUCUGGCAUCAGGUGAAAGUUCACUCUUUGAUGUGGGAAGUCAGGGUGAUGGGUCAAAACCUCCAGGUGAUGGAAGUGUGGAUGUGAUAGAUGUACAUGAAUCUGAGUCAGAUGUAGAAGUGUUAAAUGUUCCUGGACAAGGUAGCUCUAAUGUUGCUAGUGUACCUGAAAGUAGUUCUAACCAAAUACAAGUGGUGGUGGAAGAUCAUGAAACUAACACAAAAGAUUACUCUGCACAAUAUAAUUUUGAUGUAGAUUCUUUAAAGGGUGGUGGUGAUGGGGUUCCAAGUAUUAGAAUUGGUGAUGGUGUGUCUACCAAUAGUCUUGCUGAUAUGAGUAGUGCAGUUAGCUCCCAACCUGAUCCUCUUAGCGAAACUGACAAAUUUGAUGCUGAGACCUGCACAACUAUCAGUGAAGAGCUGAUAGAACCCCCAGUAGUCAAUAAAGUAGAUAUAAAAACUAUUGCAGGAGUUAUUCCAGAAGAGGAGAGUGUUGAUUUGGGUUAUAGUGGUGAAGGUGUGCACAUUCCACAGGGUAAUGAUGAGGUGGAUGAUGGUGAGCUUGAUUGGGAAGAAAAGGGCGAAGAGGCAGCUUGCACUGAAGUGGACUUGGCACGAUAUGGAGUUAUAGGUGAUGAAGAUAAUGGGGAAGGUGACGAGAUAGAAGAAAGCACAGAUGCAAUAAAAUUUACACCACAACCUGAAAUUGCACUGGAAAAAUCUCCUGCACGAUCACCUUCAUCUCCCACAAAAACUUCUACUUCAGUAUCUCCUCCCAAACAGGGAUCGGUGUCCCCUCACAGAAGGGCCUCUAUAGCAAAACCAGGGUCUAGGGCAUCUUUAAAAUCUACAUCUCCUCAUGUUCCAAAAUCUCCAAUCCCAUCAAAAAGGAAGUCUACAAUUUCACAAGGCAGUAAGAAGUCCCCCUCUCCUGCUCAUAAACCUGAUCAUGAUGUAUCCUCUACAGCUGAGGUAUCAAAACCAUGUCCCUCACCUGAAAUUCUGGGUAAAAAUACUCCUCCUUCUGUAACAAUUACAAAAAAGCAAUCGCAGACUCCAAGCAAUCUUCUCUCUGACAAGGCUCAAGAAGAGCCACCGACAACUACUAGUCAACCCGCAGAUAAUUUGCCCCAAACUCUUCCUGAAAAUGAUCAUUCAAAGGACAUGAUGGACAUAACGUCCACCAAGUCUGAUGAUGCUCUUCCACUUGCACCAACCACUAGUCCAGUUCAAAGGGAACUAGAUGCACCUGUUGCACAACAGUCGCAAGCUGUGGAGGAGGGAGCACAAGCACAAGAAACUGUCAAGGCAGAUACAGAGUCUAAGGAACAAUCUAUGAAAGAAGAAGAGGAGGUUUCACCGGAAGUAUCAACUGAAUCUGAUGACGAUAAACGCAAGAGGAAGCCAAUUGAAUCCAAUGAUGACAAGAAGGAAUCGGAGGGAAUUGGUGUCACAAAAGAAGCAGAGCCAUCACCCCCUACAAGACUUAUUGACCAAAUGCCUGUUAUUCCAGACUAUUUGAAACCAAAGCCCCAGAAAACGCCAAAGAUCAAAGAGAAAAAGACAAAGAAGCAGGCCCAAUCGAAGACAAAGAAGGAUGUAACUAAAGCAAUAUCUGUGUCUUCAGUACAACCCGAAUCACAAAAUACAGAAAAAGAAAAGGCUGCUCCAAAAGUAUGGGAACAUGAGAAAGUUGAGAUUCCACCUGAGAAAGAGGAAUUAGUCAUACCAGAACACAUGAAGGAAGCCUUCGACAGAGAUACAGAGCAGUCCAAAACAGCAUUGGAGGAACAAAUGAAACAAAUGGCAAAUAUAGUGGACGAUACCUUUAAAGCCACCAUAGACGCAGAGUUACUGGAAGUUGGCCUCACAGAGGAGGAAUUAUUGGAAGCAAAGAUGGAAGUGGAGGAAAAGCUUACAGUUGCACAAGCAAGAAUAGACGAGAUGGAAAAGACAGGACCAGGAGCCAGCGAGUCUGAGGAAGCAAAGAAAGAACAAAGAGAAAAAGCUGUAAAACUGAAAGAAGGAAAGGGCAAGAAGAAAGGGGGCAAAGGUGGGAAAUCGACCCCCAGAGACCAAACAGCUAAAGGUCAAGCUAAGAACGAGAAGGAUUUGGAAAAACAGAAAAUACUCAAAAAAGAGCAAAAGAGAGCUGAGGAAAAGAAAAAAUUAGAGGAAAAGCGUAAAUUACAGGAGCAGAUACAGGAAAGACAGGAACUUGUAGAAGAACAUGAGCAGAGAACUCGAGAUAAAGAAUUGGAACUCAAGUUAGAAAUGGAUCGUUUAAUGAGAGAAGAGAUAGAGAUGCAGGAGGCUGUGGAUGAAGUACAUAAGUAUCUGGAAGAAUCGAGGAAACGACAAAGAGACGAGAGGGAUCAGAGGAGGAAAGCAGAUCAGGAAAAAAGGCGGGAACUCGCGCGAGAAAAAUUUGAGCAGGAGAAGAAGAAGAGAGAGGAAGCCAGCAGAAAGGUGAUGGAGGAACUUGAUAGGAUCCACGACAUGGAAAUGAGGAAGCAGAAGAAACUGGAAGAAGAGAUGAGGAGAGAAGAAGAAGAGAGACUUGCAAUUGAACAAGCAGAGGAAGAAGAAAAUGAAAGAGUAAAAGCUGCAGAAGAGCAAGAACGACGUUUAAGGGAAAUUGAAGUCCAGAUGGAAGAAGAGGAAAUGCAGCGAUUGUAUGUACAAGAACAAGAAAUCAGUAGGCAAAGAAUAUUAUUGGAAAUGGAACGACAAAAAAUGGCUGAGGAAGAAGAACUGAAAAGACAAGAGCUAUUGGCAGAACAAAUUAAGUAUGAGGAGAUUAAACGAAAACAAGAGGAAGAAGAACAAAGGGUGUUAGAGGAACAAAGAAGAAGAUUAUUGGAGCUAAAAGAAAUGGAGGAAGCAGCGAAGAUAAAAAUGCAACAAGAUCUGGAGGAGAGAAGAGCUAAAGCCUUAGCUAGAAGAGACGAAAAUUUGGAGAACAAAGCCAACAUGGACAAACUGAAACAGUCCCAGGGUAUCACUAAGGCCUGGGUCUUCUCCUAUUUUGUUCGAUGGCCAUUAGAAUCUUACAUGGUGCCUAUUGGUGGAGAUGAAACAAAGAAGAAAGGAUUCAGACCGAAAUCUAACAGACCCAAAACUGCAAAAUGAUAACGUUUUCCAUCAAUUCAAAUACAAUGAAAAAAAUCAGCACAUUUUCAGACGUUGAUUUUGAUUAUCUUUCAUAAAUUAAAAUUGAAUCAAGUUCACACUUCAGCGUUUAUUUAAUCAAUGACAGUGUAAAUAUUUGUUACAUGUAUUAAUUUAUAUAAUUUAACAGUGUAAUAUGAUAGAAAAUACGGUGUCAUGCACAUUAUUUUUACUUAAGAUCAUAUUUUGCAAUUGUAUACCUGUGCAGCUUGGAAAUAUUUUCAAUUAUGUGAAACCUGGAUAGAAUAUUUGUUAUAUCCACGUUAGAGGAUGUCUUUAUUUAUGAUCACAUCAUUUUGUAAUCAGCAUAUCGUUUUGGUAGUCAUAAUGUAAGAUUAUUUUUUAUGUAAGAUUAUAUGUGAGAUACACGGAGACAUAUUUUCAACAUUCCAACAUGUAUAAAAGGUUGACCUUAUAAAAUUAUUCUGAGAAGAAAUUUUGUAUAAGGAGAGUUGUUUUAAAUUGUCCUCUUUUUUAAGUCAGUGAU